AUGUGGAUACCGGUCUACUGGGAUAAAAAUGGCAGCAAAGACACUGGUUACAGUUGCUCUCAGUGCAGGAAGACCUUCUCGCCUCGACCUGUCCUCAACAAAAACACAAUGUUUGCAGAAGUGGUGGAGCGGUUUAAAAACACAGGCCUUCAGGAUUCUCCACCUACACGUUAUGACGGACCUGGACACACGGAGAGAGAAAUCUGCACAGCAGAAAACUCCAAAAACGUCAAGAUGUGUCCAGAAAGUGAGGAUUUGUGCUGCAGGGCCCACCUGAGAUAUCGUAACAAUGGCUAUCCCAGAGAAAAGCACACAGUUAUCGUUGUAAGCGGGGAACCCAAAGGAAAUAUUUGUUUGCGGCACAACAGGCUAUUGGAGUUUUCUUGUCGGACAGACAAACGGUUCAUCUGCCCACUGUGUCAAAAUGAAGCCCACCCAGGACAUGAAGCGUUUUCAAUGGCACCUCAGAAGACGAAAACACUAGAGUCCAGUACGACUCUAGAGAAACGAGAGCACAGGAGUAAAGACAAAACAACUGGACAUGGUAGGGGACAAAGUAAUAAAAGGGCUCAUGGCACUGGGCAUAGACACAGACACGGGAGCGGACAGGCCCGGGGCUCACAUGCUAAAAGAGGGCAUGAAACACACCGGCAUAUAAGUAGUGGACACAGAGGUAAUUCGCAUGGGCACAGUCAUGGUGCCGGACACCGAAAGAGACAACUGGGUAUCAUGGUCAUGACAGGAACUGGCACUAGAAGAACCUCUGCAGAUAACAUUAGAGUGCUUUGACCCUUGAUUUUGAGCAGUGUUACAGAUGCCAUGUUUUCUAGAGGAAUGUUGCUUCUACUAGAUUCAGACAUCGACUGAAAGCUCACGUCAUUUCUUUUGUGAG
Molecule: messenger RNA, 892 nt
Organism: Sinocyclocheilus rhinocerous
Lineage: Eukaryota; Metazoa; Chordata; Actinopteri; Cypriniformes; Cyprinidae
Product: probable E3 ubiquitin-protein ligase TRIM8
Exons: 3
Coding region: 1-789 (262 amino acids)
Molecular function (GO): zinc ion binding
Source: RefSeq, a predicted model, not a curated record